This is a messenger RNA of Pseudoliparis swirei, 8191 nucleotides long. It is a transcript of the gene nrxn2b, whose product is annotated as neurexin 2b. The record is from RefSeq and is a predicted model, not a curated record. Lineage: Eukaryota; Metazoa; Chordata; Actinopteri; Perciformes; Liparidae. Bases 1007 to 6055 code for a protein of 1682 amino acids. The transcript has 23 exons.
AAGUAAAUGGCUGCAAUGAAACAAAGAGUGAACAAUGUAAAAGGGUCUGAAUACUCUCCGUACCCACUGUAUGCCCACAAACACACUCCAAUCCCUCCAUCCUCCUCCAUGAUUGUGUGAAAUGGUUGACCACGCUUGAGCAUGAAAUGACCGACGCCAUGUCUGAAUACUCGAAAGGGAUUUGACAUUUGAUUAGAUUGUGGCUCCCCACCUGGCCAAGGAUGAAUAUUCAUGAGACAGACAGACAGACAGACGGGAUUUCAUGGACGGGAUUUCAUGGAUGCUACCCUUCUGCGACAGUGCUCUGGGUCGGGACAGCGUGAUUACGUUGCAAACAAGUUAUCCCGACAUGGCGCCAUAAUGAUGGGACCCAUUCCGGCAUAAAGCUUUGUAGUCCUCAAGAGAAGAAUGGGGUUUACGCUGAGACCAUGAAAGCAUUGUAUGCUCCAGCAGACACCAGCAGACUCUGAUAUUGUCUACUCUUCGCCUUCCUCACUCCCUCCCUCCCUCAUUCCCUUCCCUUAAAGAAAGAUCACAAUCUGAUAACUCUUCCCCCAAGCCGUUUGGCAGCAGCUCAGAUUUCCUGGAAAUUGUAUUGAGAUCCGGAUUCUAAAGACGAAGAUUUUAUUUUCGGUCUGGGAUAGACUGAGGGGCUCUUAAAGAAAAGGCAGUGUUGAAAUAAUCAUAGCCUCCCUUCUUUUACUCUCCCGCUAUUCCUCAUUCCUUUCCUCCGAGUCCCAUGGAGAGACAAAGGAGAGAGUCAGGAUAAGGACACAAAUUAGAGCGGCAGAGAGAACAGGAAGGAGGAAACCUGCCGAUUCGUCAGGAACAUUAGAGCGGGGUCUCUGAGGGUCACGAUACCCUGUGAGCUUGCUAUCUCAGUUCAGUGAUAUAUAAUACUUGUUGUUUACGUUUAAAAAUCUGUUCGCCACAGUUAAAGUAGGCCUUACCUCUAGGGUUCAUUGACCUAUAGGGCGUCACGUUGGGACGCUUUGCAAGAGGAAGCAUGACGAGGGGGUUGAGAUUCCUGUGUCGGCCCCUGUGGCCUGUGGCCCUCUUCAGCCUGAUCACCACAGUGAAGAUGCUGGAAUUCGGCGGCGCGCCUGGCCAGUGGGCGCGGUACGGACGCUGGGAAGCCGGAUCGGUGGGCGAGCUGAGCUUCAGCAUCAAGACCAACAUCAGCAAAGCGUUGGUCCUCUACCUGGACGACGGCGGCAACUGUGACUUCCUGGAGCUCCUGAUUGCCGGCGGGCGCCUCCAGCUGCGCUUCGCCAUCCACUGUGCCGAGCCGGCCACCUUGCACAUGGAGACGCGGGUGAACGACAACCGCUGGCACAUGGUCCUGCUCACCCGCAACUUCCGCGAGACCCUCCUGAUGGUCGACGGCGAGACCAAAGUGGCCGAGGUCAAGUCCAAGAGGAAGGAGAUGGCGGUGGUCAGCGAUCUGUUCGUGGGCGGGAUCCCGCCCGACGUGCGCCUCUCGGCUCUGACUUCGAGCACGGUGAAAUACGAGCCGCCCUUCCAGGGCUUGAUCUCCAACCUGAAGGUGGGGGAGAUGCCUCCCACGUUGUUAAAUAGCCAAGGCAUUCAGAGCGACCAGGAGUACCUGUGCACCAAACAGAACCCGUGCUUCAACGGAGGGUUUUGCUCUAUUCAGUACGGAGAGGUUCACUGCGACUGCACCCACACCCCCUUCAGGGGGAAGUACUGCAAGGAAGCUGAAGAGUAUGCUGUUGAAGGUCUGGCGCACCUGACGUUAAACGACCAAGGAGACUCAUCUCAAGUCGGUAAAGAGGAGUCGGUCGCCACCUUCAAGGGCAACGAGUUCUUCUGCUACGACCUCUCGCUGACGCCCAUCCAGAGCAGCACCGACGAGAUCACGCUCUCCUUCCGCACGCUGCAGCGCAACGGCCUCAUGCUGCACACCGGCAAGUCGGCGGACUACGUCAACCUGUCGCUGAAGAGCGGUGCCGUGUGGCUCGUCAUCAACCUGGGCUCGGGGGCGUUCGAGGCCCUGGUGGAGCCCGUCAACGGCAAGUUCAACGACAACGCCUGGCAUGACGUGCGCGUCACCCGCAACCUGCGACAGCACGCAGGCAUUGGACACGCUAUGGUGACCAUCUCAGUGGACGGGAUACUGACCACCACUGGCUACACCCAGGAAGACUACACCAUGCUGGGUUCUGACGACUUCUUCUACAUCGGAGGGAGCCCCAACACGGCCGACCUGCCCGGGUCGCCCGUCAGCAACAACUUCAUGGGCUGCCUGAAAGAUGUGGUGUACAAGAACAACGACUUCAAGCUGGAGCUGUCCCAGCUGGCCAUCGAGCGCGACCCCAAGAUCACCCUGAGCGGCGACCUGGUGUUCCGCUGCGAGGACGUGCCGGCCCUGGACCCCGUCACCUUCGAGACCCCCGAGUCCUUCAUCUCGCUGCCUAAGUGGAACACCAAGAAGACGGGAUCCAUCUCCUUUGACUUCCGCACCACGGAGCCCAGCGGCCUCCUGCUGUUCAGCCACGGACGUCCUCAGGGUCCCAAAGAGCAGAAGCCCAGUCGGGAGCUGAAGACCGAUUACUUCGCCAUGGAGCUGCUGGAGGGCUAUUUGUACCUGCUGAUCGAUAUGGGCUCUGGGAAAACAAAGCUGAAAGCCAGCAACAAGAAGGUCAACGACGGGGAUUGGUGCCAUGUGGAUUUCCAGAGGGAAGGGAGGAAAGGAUCGAUCUCGGUCAACAGCCGCAGCAUGCCCUUCAGCUCCCCAGAGGGCAGCGAGGUCCUGGACCUGGACAGCGACAUGUACCUGGGGGGUCUCCCCGAGUCCAAGUCGGACCUCAUCCUGCCGCCGGAGGUGUGGACGGCGCUGCUCAACUACGGCUACGUGGGCUGCGUCCGCGACCUCUUCAUCGACGGCAAGAGCCGCGACGUCCGCCGCCUGGCCGAGAUCCAGAGCACGUUCGGCGUCAGCAGCUUCUGCACCCGCGAGCUGCAGAAGAGGUGCAGCAGCGCCCCCUGUGGCAACGCGGGGCUGUGCAAAGAGGGCUGGAACCGCUACAUCUGCGACUGCAUCGGCACCGGAUACAUGGGAGCCAACUGUGAGAUAGAGGCGACGGUGCUGAGUUACGACGGCAGCAUGUACCUGAAGAUCAUCGUGCCGGUCACCAUGCACACGGAGGCCGAGGACGUGGCCCUGCGCUUCAUGUCCCAGCGGGCGUACGGCCUGCUCAUGGCCACCACCUCCAAGGAGUCGGCGGACACCCUGCGGCUGGAGCUGGACGGAGGGCGCGUCAAGCUCACCGUGAACCUCGAUUGUAUCAGGAUAGACUGUAACCUCAGCAAAGGACCCGAGACGCUGUUCGCCGGGCAGAAGCUGAACGACAAUGAGUGGCACACGGUGAAGGUGGUGCGGCGAGGCAAGAGCCUGCAGCUGUCGGUGGAUAACGUCACGGUGGAAGGCCAGAUGACCGGCGCCCACACGCGUCUGGAGUUCCACAACGUCGAGACGGGCAUCAUGACCGAGCGGCGCUUCAUAUCCGUGGUGCCCUCGAACUUCAUCGGCCACCUUCAGGGCCUGACCUUCAACGGGCUGGCCUACCUCGACCAGUGCAAGAACGGCGACAUCUCCUACUGCGAGCUGAACGCUCGCUUCGGCAUGCGCCACAUCAUCGCCGAUCCGGUGACGUUUCGAACGAAAGGCAGCUACAUGGCGUUGGCCACUCUGCAAGCGUACGCCUCCAUGCACCUCUUCUUUCAGUUUAAAACCACCACGCUCGACGGCCUGAUGCUCUUCAACUCUGGAGACGGGAGUGACUUCAUUGUCGUGGAACUGGUGAAAGGAUAUGUCCACUACGUCUUUGAUCUUGGCAACGGGCCGUCGCUGAUGAAGGGCAACUCAGACAAGCCACUCAACGACAACCAAUGGCACAACGUGGUGGUGUCCCGGGACGCCAACAAUGUACAUAUCCUCAAGAUCGACUCACGCACCGUCACGCAGCACUCCAAUGGAGCCCGCAACCUGGACCUGAAAGGGGAGCUGUACAUCGGUGGCGUGACGAAGAAUAUGUACAGCAAUCUGCCCAAGCUGAUCGCGUCCCGGGACGGGUACCAGGGCUGCCUGGCCUCCCUGGACCUGAACGGGAGACUCCCCGACCUGAUCGCAGAUGCUCUCCACAGGGUGGGGCAGGUGGAACGAGGCUGCGAUGGACCCAGUACCACCUGUACGGAGGAGUCCUGCUACCAUCAGGGGGUGUGUCUCCAGCAGUGGGAGGGCUUCACCUGCGACUGCACCAUGACGUCCCAUGGAGGUUCUUUCUGCAACGAUCCUGGGACAACAUACAUCUUUGGAAGAGGCGGAGCCCUCAUCACAUACAUCUGGCCACCCAACGACCGGCCGAGCACGCGGGCAGACCGGCUGGCGGUGGGCUUCAGCACGCAGCUGAAGGAGGCCGUUCUGGUCAGGGUGGAGAGCGCCAAGGGACUGGGAGAUUACCUGGAGCUGCACAUAGAACGGGGAAAGAUCGGCGUGAUCUUCAACGUGGGAACGGACGACAUCAUCAUCGAGGAGGGCGCAGUGAUGGUGAGCGACGGCAAAUACCACGUGGUGCGGUUCACGCGGAGCGGCGGCAACGCCACGCUACAGGUGGACAACCAGCCGGUGAUCGAACGCUUCCCCUCAGGGAACUUUGAUAAUGAGCGCCUGGCUAUUGCUAGACAAAGAAUCCCAUACCGACUUGGUCGGGUAGUUGACGAGUGGCUACUCGACAAAGGUCGCCAGUUGACCAUCUUCAACAGCCAGGCGUUCAUCAUCAUCGGCGGCGGCGGCGGCGAGAAGGGGCGCCACUUCCAGGGCCAGAUCUCCGGCCUGUACUACAACGGCCUGCAGGUGCUCAAGCUGGCGGCCGAGGCCGACGCCAACGUCCAGACCCAGGGCAACCUGCGGCUGGUGGGCGACGCGCCCGCGGUGCUCGCCGCCGACACCACCUCCACCACGCCGCUGGCCGACAUGUCCACCACCAUCAUGGAGACGACCACCACCAUGGCCACGACCACCACCCGGAAACAGCGCUCGCCCACCAUGAGGGACAGCGUCACGCAGAAUGCGGAUGACCUCUUGGUCGCGUCGGCCGAGUGUCCGAGCGAUGACGAAGAUUUGGAGGAGUGUGAGCCCGGAAAUGGAGGUGAAUUAGUGUUGCCCAUAAUAACCGUGGACUCCCUAGACCCCCCGUCCAUCGCCACCCACUACCCAGUAAUCCCCUCGCCCCCCACCACCUACCGCCCCUUCCUCACCCUGCUCGAAACCACCAAAGAGUCCCUCCCCUUGCCAAACGGCCGCCCCCCCUGCCUCUUGGACCAGGAGGACUGCGAGGAGCCCAUCGAGGUGUCGGCGAACGGCUCGGGGGAGAUGACAGAGUCGGACGAUGAGGACUAUUACAAAAAUUCCCACCUCGUCACCGACAGGACUGUCCUCCCUCCUCCCCCGGGCGUCGAGGGCAGUGUCCAAAACCCCCGAGACCGCCACUUCUCCCGCUCCCCGAACUCCCACCGCCCGCCCCUCCCCACCACCCCCACCGCCAACCCCGACCAGCUCGGCCCGCGCGUCAAGCCGGCCGCCGGCGGCAGCAGCAACAACAAAAUCCCCGCCGGCAAAAUGAACACCCGGGACCAGGUGCUGCUGCCACCGGCCCACCCGUCUUCAGACCCGGGGCUCCGCAGAGUCCCGGGUAUAACCUACCCCCCGAAUUUCCCCCAUGUUCCCACUCCAGACCCCACGUCUCCCGACAGAGGGCUCCCGGGCGCCGUGGAGGUGCAGCAGUCCAGCAGCACCACGGGAAUGGUGGUCGGCAUUGUGGCGGCCGCCGCCCUCUGCAUCCUCAUCCUGCUCUACGCCAUGUACAAGUACCGCAACCGCGACGAGGGCUCCUACCAGGUGGACCAGAGCCGCAACUACAUCAGCAACUCGGCCACGCAGAGCAACGGCGCCCUGGUGAAGGAGAAGCAGCCCGGCGCCGCCAAGACGGUCACCAAGAACAAGAAGAACAAGGACAAAGAGUACUACGUCUGAGGGGGGCGCCGCCGCGACACACAGAGACGGACGGAUGCACUUAGAAGAAGGAAAGAGGCGAGAGAAAGAGGGAGCGAGAAAGGGCAGUAGAUGGAGAGCUAGCAGAGGGUGACUCAUUCAAAACUUCAGUAUUGUCAAAUACAAUCAAAUCAGAGGCACGGGCAGCCAAUAGGAAGGCCUCGUGGUUCUGUUCAUUGCUUUGAUUGAUUUUGACUUCUUAUUGUUAGAACCAACGGUGUGGAUUCAGGGCGGGGCUUAUUACACCUCCGAUCUCAACACAUACUGUGCCAACAACCGUGUACCGAAUGGUGAUGUCGGCACUUCACCGGUUAUUUAAUAUCGUGAGUACUGUAGGGAAGGCGCCAACGUCAGUAUUUGUGUCCGAGCUCGUGGCGGAGGCCUCCCGCCGCCUUUUCAGAGAUACAGCCACACGUUAUACGUCCACCUGUUUUGAAUUUGGCGACUUGGCGCCCCCUCUGUCAGAUCCAUGUACUGCCGGCUCACAGAGACUCAGCGUCACACCCGGCGCUCUCCCGCCUCUGUUGGGCGUUCCACGUCUGCGAUCUCUCUCUCUCUCUCUCUCGCUCGCUCUUCCUCUCAGUUGGCCCCGUUGCACCGUGUAGUUUCUCUCCUUGUCCGGUGCCUGCGAGCCGACGCAACGUUUAAAACUCUGCCGUGUUUCAAGCAUGUAGUAUUCAUUAACGAAAAAGAAGAUAACAAAAAAAACGUUUCUUUCUUUCUGUGGAGUUUUUAAAAAAGAAAAACAGUAAUUAAAAAAAAAAAGUUAAAAAAUUACGACAACGAUUGAUGGUCAUGAGCAACGCUCCGAAGCCCCGAUUGGACGCUAACUCCUACAUUAAGCCGCCAUAAAAACUUGUUGAGGCCAAAAAAAAAGGCCCUUUUUGGUCGUCCUUUUGUUCCGGUAGAUCUGUGUCAUGUGUUUCUGGCUCCGAGGCCGCCACCCUACCGCCCCCCCCCCUCCCCCCUUUCUAGUGGGCCAGCAGAGAAAAACUGUGUCACGUCCUUUACAGUACAGUUACUAAUAACCCGAAAUAACAGAAGAAACCUCCAGCAAAACCAGAUGAACUCUGUUCUAUAUAACUAUAAAUAUAUGUAUAGACGUUGCAGAAAACCUUUUGGACCUAAAGCGUGAGCGAGUGGCGAAGCGAGAGCUGGUGGAAGACACACUUUAGGACUUUUGACGGUUACAACCCCCCCGUUCCUCAGACCCCGCCCCCUCAUGGACAGCAAGACUCAGUCACCUUGGUUUGCUCUUUUCUUUCAUUUCUUUUUCUUUUUUUCCUCUGGAGAAAUGAGAGACAUUAAAAGGGGUUGUGACUCCAUUCCUGCUGGAGUUCCACCGUGGAGAGAGAGAGAGAGAGAGAGAGCUUGCAGCUGAAGGUGCGUCUUUGUGUCUUUCGCGCCCUCUCUCUCGUCUGACAGGACCGACGGGCAGCCGACUGGGCAAAAAGCAAACUUCGUGUGCUCGUCACCGCGAAUACGAGGUGAGCGGCGGUUUUUCUCUUGGAAGACGUGUGACAGAACUCUAGUAUUCCAAUUUUCUCAACUCUAUUAAAAAAAAAGAAGAAGAAGAAAACUGUACCAUGGAAAAGAAAAGAUAAAUCCUGAAAAAAGUUUGUGAAAUGUCUAAAUAUUUGACUCUCAUUCCAUUACUAAGAGUUCUGUGUGUCCCCCCCCCCCCUCCCCCCUAUCGUCAUUCCUGUUUGGAGAAAAGAAAGAAGAAAAAAAUUACGAUGCUGGAAAAUGGAAAUUUCUCAGUAUUUUUUUUGUGGUAAUUUGAUCAAAUGUGAUUUGGGUUAUGAAGAUGAAACCUCGCCUUUUAUUCCAUCCGUCAUCCUCAAUCUGUUUUCGUCCUUCAUCCUUUUUCUCUGUGUGUCAGAUCGUAUGUUCCCAGGCUCUAUCCAUUCUCCAUGUUUCUUUUUUUUAAUCAUUUGUUUUAUAUCUAUUUCUGUCCACCGGGCUGGAAACAAGAUGGCCGCCGUUUCAUUCAUUCCCAGCAUAACUCCUCCCAGUAUCUUCCUGUUCUUUCUAAAUGUUAUUGUAAAGUGUUCCAGUGCGAUGACUCUAAAUAUGUGUACAUUAACAGAGGGAAUACACUUGGUUAUAUACUUCUUA